AUGAUGGAGAUGAUGAAUAUGGUAAUGAUGGUAAUAACGAAAAUUGUAAUGGAAACGAAAAUGUUGCAAAUGAUUAUGGAAAUGACGGAAAUGAUAAUGACGAGAAUAAAGUUGAUAAUGACGAAUAUAAUGAAAGUGAUGACGAAUACGAUGAAGGCGAUGUCGAAUAUGAUGAUUGAAAUGACGAAAAUGAUGAUUAUAUUUACGAAGAUGAUGAAGGGGAUGACGAAUACGAUAAAAUGUGUUAACGAAAAUGAUGAUAGAAAUGACGAAAAUGAUGAUGAAAAUAAUGAUGGUAGUGACGGAAAUGAUGAUGAUAAUGACGAAAAUGAAGAUGGAAACGACAAAAACGGAAACGGUAAAGACCAGAAUUUUAAUGGUAACGAAGAUGAUAAUGACGAAUUAAAGGUGAUGAAUACGAUGUAG
This is a messenger RNA of Sabethes cyaneus, 426 nucleotides long. RefSeq lists its product as uncharacterized. The coding region runs from base 1 to 426 and encodes 141 amino acids. The transcript has a single exon. NCBI's taxonomy places the organism in Eukaryota, Metazoa, Arthropoda, Insecta, Diptera, Culicidae. The record is from RefSeq and is a predicted model, not a curated record.